Erinaceus europaeus (western European hedgehog) is the source of this 1547-nucleotide messenger RNA. It is a transcript of the gene AQP7, whose product is annotated as aquaporin 7. The record is from RefSeq and is a predicted model, not a curated record. Gene Ontology annotation, cellular component: plasma membrane; basolateral plasma membrane. Lineage: Eukaryota; Metazoa; Chordata; Mammalia; Eulipotyphla; Erinaceidae. Gene Ontology annotation, molecular function: urea transmembrane transporter activity; glycerol channel activity; water channel activity. Bases 363 to 1388 code for a protein of 341 amino acids. Gene Ontology annotation, biological process: water transport; glycerol transmembrane transport. The transcript has 7 exons.
CCUCCAGGAGCAGUGGAUUUGUGGUGCAGGCAUGGAGCCCCAUCAAUAACCCGGGGGGGGGGGGGAACAACCACCCCCACCACCCUUCUGUGAUUUUAGUGCCCUGUCCCCUGCUCAAAGCAUAUGUCAAGCCUCGUCCUUAACACUUCUCUCCCCUCCACAUCUCACAUCCGGCCACCAGUGCUGUAAGUGCCCAGAAGGUGCUCACUCCCAGCAUUCUCUCCACCACUGUCCUACUCUCCCAGGGUCACUUUAGGUCACCACCUGCCUAUUUUUCAGAAGCUUCCCUCCCAUCCAGCAGCUUCUUCCUUUGAUGGUGAAACUAUCCAUCCCCCAAUGGAUGGAAUGAUUCAGAGUGGAGAAUGGGUUUUCUCUUUGUAUCCCUGGUGCCUGACUCGGCCACCCAGGACACCAAGAUGACCUUGCUGCCUGUGAAAACUCGUGUCCAGGCAGUUCUGCAGAUGGCAAUGGUGCGAGAGUUCCUGGCUGAGUUUUUGAGCACUUACAUCAUGAUGGUGUUCGGCCUUGGCUCCGUGGCGCAUUGGGUUUUAUCAAAAGACCUUGGCAGCUACCUCGGUGUCAAUUUGGGUUUUGGCUUUGGAGUCACCAUGGGAAUCCACAUAGCAGGGAACAUUUCCGGGGCCCACAUGAACGCGGCCAUAACCUUCACCAGCUGUGCCCUGGGCCGCUUGCCCUGGAAGAAGUUUCCGGUGUACGUACUGAGCCAGUUCCUAGGCUCCUUCCUGGCCGCUGCCACCACCUUCCUCCUCUUCUACGGUGCCAUUAUGAGCUUCUCAGGAGAACAGCUGAUAGUGAGUGGCCCGCUUGGCACUGCGGGCAUCUUUGCCACCUACCUUCCUGACCACAUGACAUUGUGGAGGGGCUUCCUGAGUGAGGUGAUAGUGACUGGGCUUCUCCAGUUAUGUAUCAUGGCCAUCACGGACAAGAAGAACAGUCCAGCACUAGAAGGGACACAUGCUGUGGUGAUUGGCAUCCUGGUUGUCAUCAUCGGAAUAUCCUUGGGCAUGAACUCAGGAUAUGCCAUCAACCCAUCCCGGGACCUGCCUCCUCGCUUCUUUACCUUCAUUGCCGGCUGGGGUAAUGAGGUUUUCAGCACUAAGAACUGGUGGUGGGUGCCAGUGGUGGCACCGAUUCUGGGUGCCUACUUAGGUGGCCUUGUCUACUUGGUCUUCAUUGAAUACAGCUUCCCUCAGGAGCCUCAAAUAUUAGAGAACUACAAGGUAUCUAAAGACGACGGGACACCUGCGUUGCCAAAGACUCAACCACCCUUAACUUCUGUCAACCCCAACUCUGUGUCCACUGAGGUCACACCCACAGUCAAGUCUGCCCCCCCACCAAACGAUACCAUCUACAUAGAACACUUAUAAGUGAAGUUAUUUGUGACCUCUCUCCCCACCUUAAUAAAACCUUGGUCCACAGCGGCAUCCAUACAUCACGGGUGCCUCCUGAGGUUGGGUUUGCUCAUGGGUUCUUUCAGAACAUUGAAAGGAUCUGCCCCGACUUUUCAGAUAAAGGUUUGAUCCUGA